Molecule: messenger RNA, 2655 nt
Organism: Rhizoctonia solani
Lineage: Eukaryota; Fungi; Basidiomycota; Agaricomycetes; Cantharellales; Ceratobasidiaceae
Product: BRCA1 carboxy-terminus (BRCT) domain protein
Exons: 12
Coding region: 1-2655 (884 amino acids)
Source: RefSeq, a predicted model, not a curated record
AUGUCGAACAUUCAAAACCCAGAGAACAAGAAACUCUCGGACUUUAAAGUUUUGAAUUUUGAUGUCUAUGGGACGUUGAUUGACUGGGAGUCUGGUGUCAUCGAUGGGAUCGAACCAUUGCUUAACCGGUCCAACGAAACUUCUAGAUGGACUAGGAGGGAGAAAUUAGAUGCAUUCGAGGAGGUCGAAUCGGAGCUUCAACGCCAGCACCCAGAUAUGAUUUACUCCGAUAUACUUGCAAACACGCACAAGGGUCUCGCGGCAAGCUCGCCAUACUCCAAUGUUGACAACGAAACUUUCAAACACACUGUACAAAAGCUGGACAGCGAAGGUGCCAAGUUUAGUCAGAUUGUAACUGCGCAGGAUGUAGGAAGUUACAAACCUGACGAGAGGAACUUUCUUUACGCGUUAAAAGAGAUCAAAAAGAAUUUUGGUAUUGAAAAGGAGGAGGUUUUGGUUACAGCACAAAGCUUGUUCCAUGACCAUGCGCCAGCGAAUAACCUUGGGCUCAAGUCCUCUUGGAUUGCCAGAGAAAACGUAACUAUCGGAAGGAACUCUCCGGCCUCAUACACGUUCAAGUUCGUGACACUUGGAGCUAUGGCGGAUGCAGCCGAAGCAGAGUUUGAGAACAACCACUUGGUCGGACCCCUGACACGACCUCUCGCUGCAGAUGUCCCAGCAGAACCGCCGGAGUCGAAACCCGAUAGGAAGGGGUGCGGUCGUGGUCCCGCCGCAGAUUGCGCCGGCGCCGACACAUGCUUCACAGCCACAGCCACAGCAACCGCACCCACCAGUACAACAUGUUGCUGCCAACGACAAUCCGGAGCUGUUUGUCGACCUCAUAACGGCGCGCCGCUGUCAAUGUAUGUUGAGAAAGAUGUUCCUGGGCGAGAUGAGAUUAUUCGCUUGAUUGAGAAACACAGCGGGGUCGUGGCUACGGCAUACAGCACAGUCCCGUACAUUCUGGUGGACCCCACCAAAGAGUCGGGUCAAAACCUCUACCGCCAGUACAGCGCCAAGCGCGGCAAGACUGUCCUCAACGCGCAAUGGGUCCAUGCGUGCAUAACCGCAGGUCAACUCCAAACGUUUAGAACCAAUUAUGCCGGAUUCAAGGUUGACGGCACCGAGCACCCCGAGUCUCCUCGCGCUGCCACCCGUCGCCGCCGACGCACAGACCCUGCUCCGCCCCCUGGACCCGCCUUUACCGCCCAGAUCCAGUAUCAGCAAUGGCCUGAACAUCCACACUAUCCUACCCAACCUCAGCAGCCGUACUACACUGGUGCACCUCCCCCAACCCAAUGGGCUACUAACCAACAAUAUCCGGCUCUCACCGUACCGGUUAUCGAAGGCUCGGCCUAUCCACCCUACCCUGGCUAUCCCGGCGAUGAACAGGGCUGGGCAGCACCAGGAGAAGAUGCAGAGCCAUCGUAUUAUGAUCAUUUUCAGCAGCUUCCAUACGAAUACAUUCCCGCUCCUGCGCAAACCGUCGCACCCUCUCAGCCCGAGAACCCCUCACAAAGCCCAGAGCCUGCUGAACCGGAAGAGGAAGAAGAACCUCGUGGGCGAAAGCGCACCCGUAGCGGUCGCACUCGCAAUGUCUUGUCUGAAAAAGUUGACCCACAAAAGCUAGUUUCAGCCCGAGGACCUCCUGCUCGUUCGCCCGACCCUCCAGCACGGGUAGUCAAAUCCACACAUGGUGGUAAUCUCUUCACUGCCGAUGACGUCCAAUAUCUCAAGUCCUAUAUCGAAUAUUGUCAGAACCAAGGUCUGGUUCUUUCGCUACGAGAGAUAUGUGAACGUCUGGCUGUCAAGGCACCCCACCAUACCUUUUAUUCGUGGCGUCGCUACUGCAAUAAACACCAGAUUCGACUGGGGGCGUACACUAUGGAUGAUCCUGUCUCUGAAGAUCGAACAGGCCCCCCGCCUCCGAGCAAUGGAGCAGGAACACACCAACUUGCUGCUCCAUCUACCUCGGUCCGACCUUCGGUCGUGGGGCUGGGCCGUACAGACCGGAGCCCGACUCCACCUAGAGCCUUGUACCGAAGCACGACAGGCAAAGGAAUCGCGUUUACCGAGACAGACGUAACCUUCUUGAUGAAGUUUUUGCACUACCGCCGGCGCAAGAAUCCGGAGCUCGAUAUGGUCCAGUUUUGGAAGGACGUGGCCGAGCGGGCCCCACAUCAUUCUCGCGCAUCAUGGAUGAAAUAUUGGCGCCGGCAUAAACAUGAACUCGAGGCCGAUCCGUCCAUGGCUGCCAACCAACCCCCAACUACUUCGUUCUCUCAUCCUUCAACAAGUGCUGCCGCAUCCACCUCUACCAGUGCCCCCGACCAACCACUUCCACAAGGACCGCCUCAGAAACGCAAGCGUUACGACAAUGAAGAUGACCUUUUACUGGCUCGAUAUUUUGCUACUGGCCCACAAGGAACGUCUGACGCUAUCUUCCAGCGCUUUGCCCAACUGCAUCCUCAUCACCCAUGGAAAGGCUGGCAAGAGCACCACAGGAUCCACAAGAACCAAAUUGACCAUCUCAUGAAAAAGAUCCUUGCAACUAAUGCGGCGGCCGCCAUGGCAGCUGGAGCACAACCUCCCGGAUCGACAAACGGAGUGGGAGAGGGCCUGAGAGACUUUGGGCUAGAUGCGAUGGAGGGGUAG